Anguilla anguilla (European eel) is the source of this 5201-nucleotide messenger RNA. RefSeq names its product wingless-type MMTV integration site family, member 1 (gene wnt1). Gene Ontology annotation, molecular function: frizzled binding; cytokine activity. The record is from RefSeq and is a predicted model, not a curated record. NCBI's taxonomy places the organism in Eukaryota, Metazoa, Chordata, Actinopteri, Anguilliformes, Anguillidae. Gene Ontology annotation, cellular component: extracellular region. The transcript has 4 exons. Bases 1252 to 2364 code for a protein of 370 amino acids. Gene Ontology annotation, biological process: canonical Wnt signaling pathway; cell fate commitment; multicellular organism development.
GGGAAUGAAGGAAAUAAGUAGGCAGAGGCGGUUGUGGGAGUUAACUCAACCACUUUGGGGUGAAAAAGGGGCAGAUUAGAUGGUUCAGAUUCCCAGCGCCUGCUACUGUACUGUGUCCAUACUCCGGGCGGUGCUGAAGGACCGAGUCCAGGAACAGGGUAUGAGUGUGCAAGACGGAUAGAAGGGAAUACGGUUUUUCAUACAGUGAAAUAAUACAAAGAGGGGCAAAAGGAAUCGAUCCGUAUAGCUUCGCCCUCUAUGUAUUGAAUGAUGCGCUCAUCUCGCAGAGAAGAUUCCUGUGCUCUUUCUUUUUUCCCCUCUUCUUUCUCUCCUGAUAUUGUCCCUUUCCUUGCGCUCUAUGAGGGGAAUUAAUUUAUCCUUCCAUCCAAUCCCAUUCAAAAGGGGGACAGAAGAAAAAGCAGAGGGAGAUGAGAGCUGCAAAUCCCUUUUUUAUUCCUCUUGUUGCGCUCAAUAAGUGAAGAAUGUGUCGCCUAUCAGUCAUCGAGGGGAUCAAGUCUGCGGGACUGUCCCACGCGCUCAAUGGGCUCCGCAGAGCAUCACUUGUACAGACAGGAGUGAGGAGGACAGCAGUAGCAACUUCCCUGUGAGGACACCGCAGCAUCCGCACGAGACUCAAGAUUGCUUUAUCUUUCUUCAGCGGCUUUUAAAAAAACAUUUUUUAUAUGCAAUUCGAAAUUUUCGUCCGUGCUUUUGAUGAUUCGUUUCAUUCUGUUUUUAAUUGGGAAUUUGGCGUUGAGGCUGCGCGGGGGGCUACCUGUUCGAGAAUUAUGUGUUUAUAGGACGCGGAGGAAACUGUUUAUGGAUGUGUAUUUAUUAUUUCAUACAUUCUGCCAGACAAGAGAUGUUGGCACACUGAAGUGAGAGGGAAGUUAAAAAAAAAACGAAACAGGAGCUGGACGAAGCACUUGCUUGCUUGUUAGACCCGGACUGCUAUAGAAAAAAUGUGUCCGCAAAUAUAUUAAUACAAACAAGAAUAUAAAAAGAACCCGAAUCGAAGGGGAAACAUCACUUGAGAAGAAAACAAUAUAAAAUACAUUACAAACUUGCUCAUCUACGGGUAUUAAGCUACCGCAUGCAUCCGUUUUGUUAGUUUGUUUAUUUGUUUUUUUGUUUUUGUUUUGUGUAUUAGACCUCGAAAGAACAGUAAUUUAAUUCACAUUUUUGUUAUCCAAAAGAAUAUUUAAAAGGCGGAGCUCAAUUUUAUUUUUCUGAUUCAACCCCGGACACACAAUGCGGAUCCUUGUACUGCUUGUGUGGGUGAAAGCCGCGUGCGUCCUGCUGGUAUCCUCGCUCUCCGGCACUGGGGCAGUGAACAAUAGCGGCCGAUGGUGGGGGAUCGUGAAUGUAGCUUCCUCUGCCAACCUCCUCACCAACUCAAAGAGCGUGCAGUUGGUCCUGGAUCCAAGCCUGGCGUUACUGAGCCGCCGCCAGCGGCGCCUGAUCCGCCAGAACCCCGGGAUUCUGCACGCUAUCGCUGCCGGCUUGCACGCUGCCAUCAAGGAGUGCAAGUGGCAGUUCCGCAACCGGCGGUGGAACUGUCCAACCACGCACAGUCCGGCAGUCUUCGGCAAAAUCGUCAACCGCGGUUGCAGAGAAACCGCAUUUGUGUUCGCAAUCACAAGCGCGGGGGUCACCCACGCCGUGGCCCGGUCCUGUUCUGAAGGAGCGAUCGAGUCCUGCACCUGUGACUACCGGCGCAGGGGGCCUGGGGGUCCGGACUGGCACUGGGGAGGCUGCAGCGACAACGUGGACUUCGGCAGGGUGUUCGGCCGGGAGUUCGUGGACUCCAGUGAGAGGGGACGAGAUCUCCGCUACCUCACCAAUCUGCACAACAACGAGGCGGGGAGAAUGACGGUGUCGUCGGAGAUGCGCCAGGAGUGCAAGUGCCACGGCAUGUCGGGGUCCUGCACGGUCCGCACCUGCUGGAUGCGGCUGCCCAGCCUGCGGGCGGUGGGCGACUUCCUGAAGGACCGCUUCGACGGGGCCUCCAGGGUGGUGUACGCCAACAAGGGCAGCAACCGGGCCUCGCACCGCGCCGACCCGCGCCACCUGGAGCCCGAGAACCCGGCGCACAAGCCGCCCUCGCCGCGCGACCUGGUCUACUUCGAGAAGUCGCCCAACUUCUGCUCCUACAGCGGCAAGAUGGGCACGCAGGGCACGUCCGGGCGCAGCUGCAACAGCUCGUCGCCGGGGCUGGACGGGUGCGAGCUGCUCUGCUGCGGCCGCGGGCACCGCACCCGCACCGAGAGGGUGACCGAGCGCUGCCACUGCACCUUCCACUGGUGCUGCCACGUCAGCUGCCUCAACUGCACCAGCACCCAGAUACUGCACCAGUGCCUCUAAGCACCAGCACCCAGAUACUGCACCAGUGCCUCUGAGCACCAGUGUCUCUGAGCACCAGCACCCAGAUACUGCACCAGUGUCUCUGAGCACCAGCACCCAGAUACUGCACCAGUGCCUCUGAGCACCAGCACCCAGAUACUGCACCAGUGCCUCUGAGCACCAGUGCCUCUGAGCACCAGCACCCAGAUACUGCACUAGUGCCUCUGAGCACCAGCACCCAGAUACUGCACCAGUGCCCCUGAGCACCAGUACCCAGAUACUGCACCAGUGCCUCUGAGCACCAGCACCCAGAUACUGCACCAGUGCCUCUGAGCACCAGUGCCUCUGAGCACCAGCACCCAGAUACUGCACCAGUGCCUCUGAGCACCAGCACCCAGAUACUGCACCAGUGCCCCUGAGCACCAGCACCCAGAUACUGCACCAGUGCCCCUGAGCACCAGUACCCAGAUACUGCACCAGUGCCCCUGAGCACUGCGAUGUAGUCUCUGAGUAGAAGAGCUGGACGAUUCUGAGCGGAGUGAGGGAGAGAAACCACUACAGGGAAGCAGAAAAGAGAAGAUGAAUCUAUGAAGAGGGUAGAGAGGCUUUUUACUUUUUUAUUAUUCAGUCAGUUCAGAGCUGUGAUCAAUAAUUUCUCUAUAUCAUCUUGAAGCAGUCAUAUCUGGCUUACAGAGAGAGAACGAGAGAUGGGAGGCUGAGAGGAAUAGGGGGAAUGAGAGAGGGAAGUACUGCAGGAAUGAGAGAAGGGGAAAGAGGGCAUUGUGGGAAUGAGGGAGAGAGAAAGGGAGAGAGGAGAGUGUACGUGUGAAGAAAGGGUGACGGGUGGCUUUGGGCACUGGGACCAAGUGCUUGGCUUCACAUCACUGGUCAGAGGAGAGGGGGUGUAGGAAAGAGAGGGGGGGAGAGAGAGGGAGGGGGCGUUUACAGUUACACAGGCGAUUGUGGCGGGAAACAGGACGGAGGAAGAGGGAGAGAGCGGUUUAAAUAAAGGAGAACUAGGCCAAGGAAUGGUGUCUGGGCCACAGAGCAACAGUAAAGAGGUGGAAAAUGAGAGCGUGAGCGUGAGCGUGAGACGGAGAGAGAGAGAUGAGGACCAAGGUCUCCUUAUUCCAAGAACCUGUUCCCACUCAAUUAGAAAACAAUUAGAAGGCUACUACGUAUUAAUUACACAUGACUUCCACUUACCUGCAUAUCAUUUUGUAGGGAAGCUACAGCACUAAAUUUUAACUGCCAAUUUUAAGAUCCUGAAUUUAACUGCCAAUAACAAAUCUCAACACUCAAGAGGUUAAAAAAAAAAAAAAAAAAGGUAAAGAUAUUGUGGGACACACACCAAAGCUUUUACUUUCUUUCUUUCUCUCUGACUCUCAUUAUUUCUGUCUCUUUUUCUAUCCCUCACUUGUAGAUUACAUCCAUUCAUUUUUCUGUAUUUCCACCCUCUUCUCUCCAAAAGCCUGACAGUUUGGGAAGGAAAGAAACUGAGUACGUUGUCCUGACAGAUGGUUGCGUGGCCACGGAACCACAAGCAUGCUCUCUCAUAAAAAAAGGAAAAAAUAGAGGUCCAAAACCCCCUUACGACAGAGUGGUUAUUUCAAAUGUCUGUGUUUUGUUUCUGUCGCAGUUUUGUAUUUUUUCUCACACAAGACAUGCGAAAGUGGGGCAUCACCGGGGAUUUACGACACCCCACCCCCCCCCACCAACUGCCCCCUUAAACCUCUGGAUCUCACCCCAGCCUCUUCAGACUUCCUCUUAUAAUUCCCCACACUUCCUGCCCUGAUUUGAGUUUCGCUGUAAUCUCCUGCACCUCCACCAUGAUUUACCACCACACGCCUUACCGCAUUAUGGCAGCGCUAUAAAAUGACUGGUUUUGACUGCAAACCAUUCCGCUUCAAAAAAAGCACAUAAAGUUUUGGCAUGUACAAAAGUAGUACAAAAAAGUAGUGAGUAAACACUGAAGUUAAAAAAAAAAUUGGGUUUAUUUUUGCUCUCUUUACUUGUGUAGGGGCUGCAACGUGAUUGAAUAUGGAGGUAAUGUCUGCUGAAGAUGGGCACCCUCCAAAUCGAAAUGCGUACAUGCAUUUGGGACACCAUAACCACUAAAUGAGCCUGCUGCUCACUAAUGACUCUGGGGACCGAGCGAGCGGGCCUCCAUUUUGGCUCUACUUCCAGCAGUCGGUAGAAGCAGCACAUUUGUGUUGCAUUAGGACACAGACAGUAGCGCAUUCUGGCAAACCUCGGCUCCAGCACUCUGAGGGCAAACAUAAGCUAAUCCCAAGUUUUCUGCGGGUGAAAGGUUCUGAAAGGAGGACGUUCGCUCCCAAUACAGACAGACCGCUGCUCUUCCAUAGCAACAGGAAAGCUAAUUACACUGUAUUUCAGCAGGCAGAACCAAAAUGUUGUAAAUAUAUAAUUUAUGCUGACGUUGUAUACAGCUAAAAUGAGUAACACCCUUGCCCCUCCCCCCCUCCCAAAAGAAGAGCGUCCAAUGGCAGGCUGAGGGCAUGGCAAACCCUGAGGAGCUUGUCAAUCACUGGACCGGGUUUGGGGGAUGUUAUCUCUCAGCUGAGCUUUUAUGCAUUGGGUUGGGUGGGUCAUGGGGAGAGGAACUGGUGAUGUAAUGUGUUUUGUGCGGGACUUUCGGGAAAAGGAACCGGAAUGGCGUCACCGUGGGCCUGGUCAGGGCCCCUCUGUCCUGCCAGCGUCUCACCAGCACUGAAAAUGACUGCCCCAUUUUCUGUAAAUACAUAAAAAAUAUUUAUUAAGAAGGUUUAUACUGUACUAGAGAAGAGCAGUGAAACUAAAGUAUUUUAGGAGAUGUUUAUUCUUUUCCUGUUUAAAGU